CUCAUGUCGUAUGUCGCAGCGUGCUAAGAUUACGGUGAUUCAUUCUUAAGGAUUUUUUUUAUCGUAUUGUUAAAUCUAUUCAAGCUGUUCCCUUCGUUGACAAUUCCUUAUCGAACACGCCUUGGAUGUAACUCAAAUCUUGCCGCUAGAGGACUUGAUCAUGUGACCUAUCACAACAAAAACAUGGAGAGCAGAGGAUGCUACAGUGUGUAUAGAUCGUAGUCUGCUAGAGGUUAACAACACUUUCGUAAGCAUAGCAUCCAUGGAAACCGUAGAUAACGGGUAACAAGAGAUGAAAUGGAGUCCGCAAACGAUACAUCCGAGAAUGCAACUGAAAAGAAGGAGAAAUUGUCCGGUUCUCCUGAAAAAAUCCCAUACAAACUGUUUGGGAAGAAGAUUUUCAAGACAAGCGGUCGCCUGGUUGCUUCGACCCAGCUAUUUCAGAACCCUGUGCCAACACAGGACUGUGACAUCAUCUUGACCUUCCCACGUGACACAGAAACUGCCACUCUUAUGUGGCUCCUUGACAGACUCAGGUCAAGGUCACCGGAGGUCAUAGUUCAUGUACGUCACCACAGCAACACAAAAGAAGCUGUGUACCAUCUUACUGCCACAUAUGAAAGCUUGCUGAGGGGAGCGGAGGAUGUGGGCGUGUGUAAGCCUUUAAAGGAGGACUACGGAGGGGGCAUGAAGGAAUUCACUUUUGAGGACCAAGACUGCUUUGCUGGUGUGGAGAAUGAGGGAGAAUUCUUUACAACUCAGGAACGGCAGAGUAUCAUACACUACAUGCUCAACAACCUCCGGGCUGUCAAAGGGGAACAACUCAACAAGGUCAAGUUCCUGGAGGGUCAGCCUAUAGUUCCACUACUACAGUCCAAAGGCAUUGUGUCCCAGGUGUUCCCCCUCCAUAACCAGGACACAUUACUAGAGAUGAGGAAAUGCUGGGUCCAAGGAGUCUUCAGGAAACAACCUCUGGAUAAAAUCCGUGACUACUUUGGAGUGAAAAUCGCUAUGUACUUUGCCUACCUGGGCCAUUACACACUUGCUCUUUGCAUCCCAGCAUUCCUUGGGGCAUUCAUAUGGCUAGUCCAGGGACAGGAUGAGACUGUAGAUGACCAGUGGUUUGUUGCAUUCGCUCUAUUCAAUGCAUUCUGGGCCACACUUUACCUAGAGCACUGGAAACGUCGCAGUUCUGAGCUGGCAUAUGAGUGGGGAACCCUAGACAAGAAGGAUGAACUGCUAGAUGAUCCACGCCCACUUUUCUCCGGAAGUUUGCGGGAGAGCCCUGUGACUGGGAGACAGGAACCAUACUAUGCGCCAUGGAAGCGUAACUUGUUCCGCUACUUCAUCAGCUGGCCGAUCAUCUUCCUGUGUCUGUGUGUGGUGUUCGUUGUCAUGUUACUGAUUUUCCAGCUCCAGGAGUGGAUCAAUACACUAGUAACCAAGGAAGACAUCCCUGGCUUCUGUACAUUCCUACCAAAGAUCCUACUGGCAGUUUCCAUUGGAAUCCUUGACGAGGUCUACAAAAAAAUUGCCUACUGGCUAAACCACAUAGAAAACUACAGAAUGACUGAAACCUAUGAAAAUCACCUGAUAAUAAAACUUGUGUUGUUCCAGUUCGUAAACUCCUUUCUGUCGCUGUUUUACAUUGCGUUUUACCUGCAGGACAUGGACCGUCUACGAGAUCAACUUGCAGCCAUCUUGAUAACACGACAGGUGAUUGGAAACAUCAAGGAAGCCCUGCUGCCAUAUCUCCUGUGGAAGGUCAGACUCUACAAGGUCGGCUACGAAAUGACAAGUGAAGUUUCAACAACGAAUCAGACAGAAGUCUCCCAUCCUGUAGAAUCGAUAGGAAACAAUAAAGGAGAAGUCCGGGAAAGGAAGUCAACCGAGAAUAAAACUGAGUCUAAUAAUCCCGGCAAAAAUGAAACAGCUGGACAACAUAGGAAAGCGUCACUGACACAAGCGGAGGUAGAAAGUACAAUGAAUAAGUAUGAGGACACGUUUGAGGACUUCCUAGAGAUGUUUAUACAGUUUGGGUACGUGACCCUGUUCUCCUCUGCAUUCCCUCUGGCUGCCCUGUGUGCCCUCAUGAACAACAUCGUUGAAGUAAGAAGUGACGCCUUUAAGUUGUGUAUGAACCAUCAGAGACCAUUUGGACAGCAAGUGGAGAACAUUGGAACAUGGCAGGACGCUCUAGAACUCAUGGGAGUCAUUGCCGUAAUUGUAAACUGUGCUCUCAUUGGUAUAUCAGGUCAGGUGACCAGGAUGGUGCCAAACUCCAGUGUAGUGUCAACAAUUAUCAUCAUUGUGAUCUUAGAGCAUAUCAUUCUUGCCCUAAAGUUCCUUAUAGCGUACGCCAUUCCAGAUAUACCAGAGGCAAUAGCAACCAAAAAAGCCAAACUGGAAUUUUUACGUCGACAAGCAUUGAAGAAACUGGAGUCCCAACUCUCAUCUUCUGUGACGCCAAGUCCAACAGACAAGGUAUGUCGACAGAAAUCUCGAACUGAGAGCAAUGGACAUACGCGACAGCUCAAUCAGCCAGAAGGGUUCAACAGGAAUUAUUACCAAACUGUCACUGUAAACUCAUCGUCACCUUUCCAGAAGAAUCUUGGGGAAGUACGUCUCUCUCCUGCCUCCCAGGGACCAGUCAACGAAGCCUCAUUCACAGGCCAAUCCUCAAAUAUCAUAAGUUCUAACCUGGCAAACAUAUCGGACCUAAAACUCAGUGCUGCCUCUCUGAAGGCGGGUCAAAAUAUCUGUACGAUAAAGACACCACUAGGUAAACCUACAUCAACAUUUGUGUCCAAAGUUAUAAUCGCACCAAAACGAAGCGCUUCAUCCAACACAUCAGAGGGAACAACAGGGUCUCCAGUAGGAGAGACCAGUAGGCAGUCCCCUGCCCGGGACAUACUGCCCUCCUACAUACCUCCCCAGCCAUACAGAAGUAUUUCAGCUAGUCUCUCCCAUAGGGCCAAUAGCCCAGACGGAGACUUUCCAAUAAAACGAGCAUGUUCUCCUCAAAGACCUCGGACAUCAUCUCCUCAACGACCAACGUCACCCAAAAUCGGUACGGAUUCAAAAAUCCCGGUACGGAUUCCUGAUCUCGGAAGUUCUGGCUAGGUGUAAUUGUUAUUGUUUAUUGUUGAUAAUUUUGUAUAUAAGUUGAUAGAUUAAUGAUGUGCUUGUCGCUGUACAACUGCAGGCAGAGUGUUGACAGACACUUGAUUAUUGUACAGUGUAGUGUUGAUGGGUUUUUAAUGGUGCUACUACAGAGAGUACAUCAAUUUUAAAGCAUUUAAUACAGAUUUAAAACAUAUUUUUAUCAAGGGAAUUGGGUCAAACUUGUUAUUCAGGAUAUCUUUGGGCAUAUUAUAGCUUUGCAUUAUCAUUUUUUCAUCAGUGGUCAAUGAUUUUUAGCAGUUUUUACUUACCAGAGAGUGUCGACCCCUGGUACUGACCUUCCAGGCAGUCCUGAACCCUAGUAGCAACUCUUCAAACACUUCCGAAACCUGGUGGUGACCACCCUAGUUGUUGACCUCUGGUUGUGACCUCUGUAGUUAUUACCCCUGGUGGUGACCUCACUAGUUGUUGACCCUUGGUUGUGACCUCGGAAGUUGUUAACCCCUGGUGGUGACCUCCGUAGUUGUUAACCCCUGGUGGUGACUUCCGUAGUUAUUGACUCCUAGUGGUGACCUCCCUAGUUAUUGACUCCUAGUGGUGACCUCCCUAGUUAUUGACUCCUAGUGGUGACCUCCCUAGUUAUUGACUCCUGAUGGUGACCUCUGUAGUUGUUAACCCCUGGUGUUGACCUCACUUGUUGUUGACCUCUGUAGUUGUUAACCCCAACAGCUGGUGUGACCUCCAUAGUUGUUAACCCCUGGUGGAGACCUCCAUAGUUGUUAACCCCUGGUGGUGACCUCCAUAGUUGUUAACCCCUGGUGGUGACCUCCAUAGUUGUUAACCUCCCUAACUGUUGACCUUCCAACAGUCUAGAUAAGGUUACAGUAUCUUAGUUACAGAAACAACUUAAGAUUGGAGAGUAUUGUGUUUAAUAUUAAGGUCACCUUUGUAAAUAUUAAUUCAUAAUUUGCCACCAAAAGAAAUCCUGAAUUCAUAGUUUGACAAUGCCGGACUCGUCUCUCAGUUUUUGUUUCGAUGGUGAGAGACUUUUAGAUGAUGCAUUUCGAAGAUGUUCCACAUAGUUCUAUCUGUUCCAUACCAAUACAGCUGUGGAAUAGAGUUAAAGAGCUACUAGUGGAGGAUAUUAAAUUGACAAGACUGACUUUCUCCUUCUAAGGUGCUGUAUGUUUAGUUAGCUAGGUUCUCAUAUUUUAAUUUAAAAUAUUUAUUACAUAAUAAUUGUUUACUUAUACAUGUAUUAAGUUUGGUUUGCUUUUUUACUUGUGAUCGUAUUUUGCAAUGUAUGUGAGAUUUGUUACUUUUUGUCUUUAUUUAGGUUACAGGGUAUGUGAUGUUAUAGAUUAACACUAUAUUUAUGUUAGAUUUGAUGUGGUGUUGUGCUGUUUUCUGUCGUAUGUAAGAGUUUUAGAAAUGCCAGUCGAUAUAUGUAGCCUAUUGACCUAAUCAAUACACCUGUCCCUAUCAGCUCAUCUUCUUUUUUAAGGAAAAAGGAUGGUGCACUGAUUGAAACUUUACACACAGGUUAAAGGUUAAUUUAAAUAACAUAUUUUUAUAUUAAACACAAUAGCUUUAGUAGCGUCCACAUUGUCUUCCCGUUAUCAUUGUUCUCUGCUCUUGAAAAUUUGUUUAAUGUUAAAAUUAUGCGAAUGAGUAUUAUUUAAGAUUAACAAAUGAAGAGAGGAAUGCAAACAGUUUUUCUGAAAGUGAGAGGACAGUUGAUUCAGGUGUUUGUAAUUAUAAGUUGAAUACGAGAGGUGACAGUUGAUUCAGGUGUUUGUAAUUAUAAGUUGAAUAUGAGAGGUGACAGUUGAUUCAGGUGUUUGUGAUUAUAAGUUGAAUACGAGAGGUGACAGUUGAUUCAGGUGUUUGUAAUUAUAAGUUGAAUACGAGAGGUGACAGUUGAUUCAGGUGUUUGUAAUUAUACCUUGAAUACGAGAGGUGACAGUUGAUCUAGACAGGCUUGUUUCCCUUGUCUUCUGGUGCUACAUAUAGGUUAAUGUAUUUAUACUCCAAAGUGUGUGCAAUAAUAAAAUAGUACCUUGGUUUAUUUCCCUUUUACAACAAUGUGUACAUUAGCUGUAUGUCCAUUAUUGACAGUGUAUUUUCGCUAGAUCUGUUAGCUGUAUGUCCAGUAUUGACAGUGUAUUUUCGCUAGAUCUGUUACUUACUCCAGCAUUUUGUUCAGCUUCUACAGGGUAAUUGUGAAGGUAUUUUACUUGAGAUUUUUUAAAAGCAUUUUGUUGAUUUUUAGUAUUAGAGUACUUGUUUGAGUUGUGUCCCCAUGACUAACUUACAUGUACUCCUUCACAUCAUAUUUGUUUGCUGGAACAUUUUUUGUCCAUAUUUUGUUUGAAUGCAAGUUUUAGGUCACCUGAGACGAAGUUCUCAGUUGACCUAUUGCUAUCGCAUUUUGUCUGGCAGUGUCAAUUGUGCGUCAUAAACAUAUAAACCUCAUAUUGGAUUUCAUUGAAUUAUGCUUAAUCUUUAAACAACUUCUUCUUUAAAUCUUAAAUAACUUUCAUAAUGGAAGAGUUCUAGAGACCUGAUAUUGGACCUGCAGCAUGCUGGGGUGUAGGGCCAUCAAGAUUGUUCAAAUGAAUGACCUUGACCUUAAUUCAAGGUCACAGGUCAAAUAGGCCAAAAUCUAUAAAUGACUUCUUUUUACUAAGCAAAAUACCCGACAUUUGGCCUAUAGCAUUCUGGGGUCAAGGGCAAUCAUAAAGAUUGUUAAUAUGAACGAGAUUAACCAUCAUUCAAGGUCACAUGGGUCAAAUAUGUAAAAUAUAGCAAAACUCAGGUGACCUUUAAGGCCCAUAGGCCUCUUGUUUAUAGAAUAGUUGUGACUAUAUAUCACAGGUUCCCCAAUGAACCGUCCAUGUUGACCAGUUAUUUCCCUUGCCUGGCCAGUUAUCUCCCUCUCCAGAAGCAAGUGUAUAUCUGUGGUGUGUUAUGUAUACCAUAUCAGAUUAUCUAAUGCAAUUACGUUUUAGUUUUAAUAUGUUUGAAAAUGUAGAGGGAAUUAUUAAAACUGUCUGACGUAAGCCAUGUUGAUAGCAUCUACAAAAUAUUUAAGUUUCUUGUUCCAUUAAUUAUAUAUGCUAAAAUUUGAGCAUGCCAAACUAUGUAUUACUUUUCCAUUUUCAUCGCUUUGUUUAUUUUUGUUUUUUAAUGUUUUUUUUGAACGAGGAGAUUGCUUGUUACAUUUUGAUGAAGUUCAUAUCAUUCUUGUUAUUAUUUACUAAUUGUCCAGAGUACAGAGCAUCAACUUGUCUCCGACAAACACGUUGGAGUUGGUCUUCCUCUUGUCCAGCUUCAUUGUCUUGGACAAUCAUGGAUACUUCGAUGUUUUACCAUAUAGACCUUGAUGAAAUAGAUAUUGAGGCUGAUGCCGUCACUGUGAUGUUCUCAACUCUGGAUUACUUGGGUAGCCAUGUUAAUUCUAUGUACAAAAUUUACACCAAUAUAUUGCUUUAUUUUCCAAAACAUUAUUAAGGUGUCUGGUUACUUUGUUUUCAUGACAAUUUUUUGUCAUAUUUUUUCCAAAUAAAUCUAACAAAUUAA
Molecule: messenger RNA, 6705 nt
Organism: Pecten maximus
Lineage: Eukaryota; Metazoa; Mollusca; Bivalvia; Pectinida; Pectinidae
Product: anoctamin-8-like
Exons: 13
Coding region: 298-3123 (941 amino acids)
Biological process (GO): chloride transmembrane transport
Cellular component (GO): plasma membrane
Molecular function (GO): chloride channel activity
Source: RefSeq, a predicted model, not a curated record